AUGAAAUACGUUUUGGUCACCGGAGGCGUGGUGAGCGGCCUCGGCAAGGGCGUCACGGCCAGCAGCAUCGGCGUCGUGCUGAAGGCCUGCGGUCUCCGCGUCACCUCCAUUAAAAUCGAUCCUUAUUUGAAUACAGAUGCUGGUACAAUGUCUCCUUUUGAGCAUGGGGAGGUUUUUGUUCUCGAUGAUGGUGGAGAGGUGGAUCUAGAUUUAGGUAACUAUGAGCGGUUUUUGGAUGUGAGGCUAACAAGAGACAACAAUAUUACUACAGGAAAGAUAUAUCAGUCCGUCCUUGAGAAGGAACGGAGAGGGGAUUAUCUUGGGAAGACCGUACAGGUGGUCCCGCACAUUACUGAUGCUAUUAAGAAUUGGAUUGAAUCUGUGUCUAUAAUUCCUGUGGAUGGAAAAGAAGGCCCUGCAGAUGUUUGUGUUAUUGAACUUGGAGGGACUGUUGGUGAUAUAGAGUCAAUGCCUUUCAUUGAAGCUCUGAGGCAGCUACUCUUCUCAGUUGGACAAAAUAAUUUCUGCCUGAUUCAUGUCAGCCUCAUACCCGUUCUUGGCGUUGUUGGUGAGCAAAAAACAAAACCCACACAGCAUAGUGUGCGAGAACUGAGAGCUCUAGGCUUGACUCCUCAUUUUCUGGCUUGCCGAUCGACCGAGCCGCUGUUGGAAAAUACCAGGCAGAAAUUGUCACAGUUCUGCCACGUGCCGGUUGGCAAUAUUCUUAAUAUCCAUGAUGUUCCCAACAUUUGGCACAUUCCUCUUCUGCUUCGAAAUCAAAAUGCACAUGAUGCCAUUCUAAGACAUCUGGAUUUACUGAAUGUAGCCAGUGCUCCUAAUUUGCAAGAAUGGACCGACAGAGCUGAGACUUUCGACAACCUAACAGACCCUGUACGAAUUGCAAUGGUUGGGAAGUAUGUUGGAAUGGCAGAUUCCUAUUUAUCUGUUGUGAAGGCCCUUUUGCAUGCUUGCAUAGCAUGUUCUUUGAAGCCUGCGAUUGAUUGGAUUGCAGCUUCGGAUCUUGAGGAUGAAAGCGCAAUAUCUCUUGUAGGAUUACUGUCGCGAUACGAUAAAGAAGAUAACAAAAAUUUUCAAGGGAACAUUGAGGACACUGAUGGGAUGAAAAUUCAAGUCCAUGUUAUUUUUGAAAAGAUCUGCAAUGCCAAUGUGCAUACAUCAUAUGCAAGUGGGAGACAUGUUUUGGCCCUUCACCACUUGUGA
Striga hermonthica is the source of this 1221-nucleotide messenger RNA. The record is from the annotation of a GenBank genome assembly. NCBI's taxonomy places the organism in Eukaryota, Viridiplantae, Streptophyta, Magnoliopsida, Lamiales, Orobanchaceae.